AUGUUCACCGCAACCAAUAAAAAAGCGGAGGAGGAAUUCCGGAGAAAGGAACACGAAGUACGCCAAUUAAUGCGCCACCAACAGAUCGUGCACAUUCAGAAACACUACAGAGGUAGGCUGGCGAGAAAGCGGGUGUCGGAAGAUAAAGCAAGACGAUCGAGUGCUGCGACGUCAGUCCAAAAAGUGUAUCGAGGCAGCAAGGGUAGGCGACAAGCGGGUGACUUGCGUCAAUUUCGAGAGGACGAGAAGCGACGACAGGAAAGAGAAGCUGAAAGAGAGGCAAGGAGCAAAGAGAGGGCUUUGUCUAAAGAACGUGCGCCCUCUAGAGACCGUUCUGCAGAGCGGCGCUCUCCUCUUCUCUCGUCAAAGAAGAAACGAUCCUCAAAAGGUCAAAAUCCUCAACAAGGUGAUGACGUCACAGAACCAGGGAAAAUCCGUUAUGGUAGUGGUACCAGUGGUCGCAAGAGGAGCCCAGCAGCAAAGAAAAAAUCACCUCUCCGGCCUAAGAAUCUCUAUCUCGGAAAGCCAGAAGCUAUCGGAAAAGUUGUGCGAAUAAUUGACGGCGAAGGGGCCGCAGAUGGAGGACCACGUAAGAGAAGUAAGAAGACAAGUCCCGCUUCCAGGAACAUGAAAAACUCCACUUCAGCAAGCUCCUCAAAGAAGUCACCACAGCUCUUCUACUCCUCUACUUUGGACAGAGGAGACCACGACACAAGUUCCAGUUCCAGUUCUUCCAACGUGGAUCACGACAGCGUUGAGGACUUCAUGAAGGCCUUGUUGGAUGCCGACACUUCUGCCUCGAACGUAAACGCCUAUUUGCAGCAGAUCAUCGGGUACAGCGAG
This is a messenger RNA of Amoebophrya sp. A25, 843 nucleotides long. Lineage: Eukaryota; Dinophyceae; Syndiniales; Amoebophryaceae. The record is from the annotation of a GenBank genome assembly.